Molecule: messenger RNA, 6094 nt
Organism: Mugil cephalus (flathead mullet)
Lineage: Eukaryota; Metazoa; Chordata; Actinopteri; Mugiliformes; Mugilidae
Gene: sema5ba
Product: sema domain, seven thrombospondin repeats (type 1 and type 1-like), transmembrane domain (TM) and short cytoplasmic domain, (semaphorin) 5Ba
Exons: 24
Coding region: 301-3672 (1123 amino acids)
Biological process (GO): semaphorin-plexin signaling pathway; neural crest cell migration; axon guidance
Molecular function (GO): chemorepellent activity; semaphorin receptor binding
Source: RefSeq, a predicted model, not a curated record
CGUGUGGGAGAGAGAGAGCGCAGUUGUCGGCUGCAGGUCUCUCAGAGAAGGACGCACAGCGACUGAGGGAAAACGACACUAGAACCCGUCUCUUUUUCUGCCUCCGCUGCUCAGACUGCGAGUCUGCUUGUCUUCUUAUCUCUAGCUGGCAUUUUUCAUCAACUUGGGGAAUACAAACAUCUUCAAAGAAUCAAUUUGAAAAGGACAGACGGCCCCCUCAGCCCCGUCCCUACGCCCCAGUGAUGCUUAGCUGCUGUAUCCCAGAGGCCCAGCUUGGCAGUUAGAGGAGAGGUCAUCACCAUGACAGCGUCCUCGAAGGACUCCACGCCCUUGUCUGCGGCUGGCCUCUUCCUGCUCCUUCUUCUCCCAGCUGUUUUCACACAGAAGUCUGCUGUCCCGACAACCCCGACCCCAUCCUUGUUUGACCCGCAAACCCAACCAGAGUGCACAAAGAAAGAACAUCCAAAGGUUUCCAUCCAAGCGCUCAGCCCGUGGAUUUCCACAUUCUCCCACCCUGGCGUGAGAGACUACUCCCAGCUCACCCUUGACCUGACUAGGAAUGAGCUUAUUGUGGGUGCCAGGAACUACAUUUUCAGACUGGACCUCAGUAACAUGUCGGUGAUACAGGCGACAGAAUGGGCACCGGACGAGGAGACCAGGAGGUCCUGUCAGAGCAAAGGCAAAACAGAGAUUGAAUGUCAGAACUACAUCAGAGUUUUGCUGGUGAACAAGACCGAGGUCAUGACCUGCGGAACCAAUGCUUUCCAACCGCUGUGUACUGUCCGAGAGGUGGGUAACAUAAGCGCCGUGCUGGAGCGGGUCAACGGCGUCGCGCGCUGCCCGUACGACCCCCGUCACAACUCCACGGCGGUGGUGACGGAGAGCGGGGAGCUGUACGCCGCCACCGUCAUCGACUUCUCCGGCCGGGACCCCGUCAUAUACCGCAGCCUGGGUGGCAGACCCCCACUACGGACCGCCCAGUACAACUCCAAAUGGCUCAACGAGCCCCACUUCAUCUCUGCCUACGACAUCGGCCUCUUCACCUUCUUCUUCCUGAGGGAGAACGCGGUGGAGCACGACUGUGGCAAGACGGUCUACUCGCGCGUGGCUCGCGUCUGCAAGAACGACAUGGGCGGCCGGUUUCUCCUGGAGGACACCUGGACCACGUUCAUGAAGGCCCGGCUCAACUGCUCCCGCUCCGGGGAGAUCCCCUUCUACUACAACGAGCUGCAGAGCACCUUCUACCUGCCCGAGCAAGACCUCAUCUAUGGCAUCUUCACGACCAAUGUCAACAGUAUUGCAGCAUCUGCCGUUUGUGCCUUCAACCUGAGUGCCAUCAGCCAGGCCUUCAACGGGCCCUUCCGCUCCCAGGAGAACCCCCGCUCCACCUGGCUUCCCACACCCAACCCCAUCCACAACUUCCAGUGUGGUACUAUAAACGAGGGGGGUCUUCACGGUUUGACGGAGCGCAGCCUGCAGGAUGCACAGCGGCUUUACCUGAUGAACGACGUGGUCCAGCCAGAGUCUGUCGAUCCGCUGGUCAUGCAGGAUGACGUCCGUUUCUCAAAUCUGGUGGUUGACAUCGUCCAGGGCAUGGACACGCUCUAUCACGUCAUUUACAUCAGCACAGAAUACGGCACCAUCCUGAAGGCGCUGGCUACGCCCAACAAGAACCUGCAGGGUUGUUACCUGGAGGAGAUGGAGCUCUUCCCGUCAGGGGUGCGAGAACCAAUCCUGAGCCUGCAGAUCCUGCACAGCGACAGGUCACUCUUUGUUGGGCUCAGCAACAGAGUCGUGAAGAUCCCGCUGGAGAGGUGCUCCACCUACAAAACAGAGACGUUGUGCUUGGAGGCGAGGGACCCUUACUGUGGCUGGGACUUCAGGCAGCGCAGAUGCACCACGCUGGAGGACAGCUCCAACAUGAGCCAGUGGAAGCAGAACAUCACAGUUUGUCCGUUGCGGAACCAGACCACCAAUGGUGGCUUUGGGCCUUGGGAUCCAUGGCAACCCUGCAACAACGACGACGCCAUGGACGGCGUGAGCUCCUGCCUGUGUCGCUCCAGAUCCUGCGACAGCCCCGCCCCUCGAUGCGGAGGCAAAAACUGCGAAGGACCCACCAUAGAAGUCUCCAACUGCUCAAGAAAUGGAGGCUGGACACCCUGGUCGUCAUGGGGACAGUGCAGCACAACCUGUGGCACGGGCUUCGAGCUGCGCCAGCGCUCCUGUAACAACCCCUCGCCCAGGCACGGAGGCCGUGUGUGUGUCGGGCCGAGCAGGGAUGAAAGGUUCUGCAAUGAGGGGGUUCCCUGUCCUCAGCCCAUCUUUUGGACCCCGUGGGGAACCUGGACCAAGUGCAGCACAGAGUGCGGUGGAGGCGUCCACUCCAGGGUUCGCACUUGUGAGAACGGCAACAGCUGUCCAGGAUGUGCCCUGGAGUACAAGGCCUGUAACCUAGAGGCCUGUCCGGAGGUGAAGAGGAACACGCCGUGGACUCCCUGGAUGCCCGUCAACGUGACCCAGGGCGGAGCGCGGCAGGAGCAGAGGAUGCGCUACAUGUGCCGGGCCCACCUGUCCGAUCCCCACGAGCUGCAGAUCGGCCGGAGGAAGGUGGAGACACGCUUCUGUCCGAACGACGGCACAGCGGCCUGCGAGACGGAUACUCUGGUCGAGGAGCUCCUGAAGACACCGGUGGUGAGGAUGGCGGGCACGGGCUGGUCGUCGUGGGAGACCUGGUCCACCUGCUCGCAGAGCUGUUCCAAAGGUUACCGCACCCGGCGGCGAACCUGCGCCGGACCGGAGGGCAAGAGCGCCCCCGUGUCGUGCCGGGGCUCGCCGGUGGAGUACCAGGACUGUAACGUCCAAGCAUGUCCUGUGAAAGGCGCGUGGUCAUGCUGGUCGUCCUGGUCUCAGUGCUCGGUGGGUUGCGGCGGCGGCCACUACCAGCGAACGCGCUCCUGCAACAGCCCGGCUCCGGCCAACGGAGGAGACAUCUGCAUCGGGCUGCACACCGAGGAGGCCCUGUGCAACACGCACACAUGCGACGAAAGAAAGGAGCAGAUGGUGGAGAAUAAGCCGCCUGUUUGUGAGCAGCAGACUGAUAGGAAAGGUGGCUGGAUGGCCUGGUCGCUGUGGUCGGCCUGUGAUGAGUCAGGCUUGCAGAUGAGGAGUCGGGUUUGUGGUGCUCAGGGCAACAACCCCUGUGUGGGGAACAGCACUCAGCGCAGAGACUGCAAUGAAAUACCCGUCAUCCUCCCUGCAUCUGGUUUUGAUAAGGACCAACACUGUGGAGCGUUCACCUCCAUCCAUCUGAUCGCCACGGGCGUUUCCUGUUUCCUCGGCGCGGGCCUGCUGUCCUUCCUGAUCUACGUGUACUGUCAGCGCUUCCACAAGCCCUCGCAAGAGUCGGCCAUCAUCCACCCCACCACGCCGAACCACCUCAACUACAAGGGCAACACCACGCCAAAGAACGAGAAGUACACGCCCAUGGAGUUCAAGACACUGAACAAGAACAACCUGCUCCCAGAUGAAAGGUCCAACUUCUACCCAACGCCGCUCCAGCAAACAAACGUCUACACCACCACCUACUAUCCCACGGCGCUCGGCAAGUUCGACUACCAGCCCAACUCCUCCCCUUCGCCGUGCAGAACCUACAACCACAGUAACAACAGCUGAGACAACCUGCUCUCAAACCCCCUCCCCUCCCCUCCCUACCCCCCUCCACUCCCGGCCCAAAACGGACACCAGCACCACAAUGCCAUGGUGACAUGACUGAACCAACAUGAACUGAAGUGUUAGUCAGAGCUCGGCUCGUCCUCGCCAUCGCCCCUCUCUUCGCUCCCGUAGUCUCUUCUGCAUGGUAGGGUUUGUGUUUUCAGGCUCGUUUGUGGAACUUUCCAUCAGGAGACGUGAGUUUGGACAACGACGCCCCCCGCGCCCCCCCGUAAGAAUCAUGAACUUAUGCAACCAGCUGGGGACGGUGUUAUUGUAAGGGCCCCCGACUGGACAUGGCAGUGUCAACUCGCGGCUUCACGCGGGAAACUAGUGGGAAAACUCUGAGACGAUGAGUUCUGGCUUUUAGACGGAUUAUGACCUCACCACCACGGCGGUGCAGGUGUCGGCCCUUGGACGUCCACGAUUCAAACAAAAACAUGAAGGAAAAGCACGUCUCUGCAGAUCUGGGUCCUUUACAAACCACGUACUCGGGCUGUAACGAGACUCUUCGACAACAAAAGCAGUUACAGAGAACAAAAAAAUGGCGCAGAGCACGACACCAACAAAAGAGAAAACUCAAUGAAGUCGAUCGUGAAAUAAAUUAGAGAUCCAUAUCAGCUUUUUGGGGGGGAGGAAAUGCACGCCCUCCUUUGUUUGGUGUUUCCAGAAAAGAUAAGAACUCUGGAGGUGAUUGAGGUUCACAACCCUCGACGUCGCCCUCGGAGACAAAUAUUCCGCAAACCUGCUUAUGAUCAAAAGUCCCACGCCGGAUGUGUGGGGACGAGGACGUUCGCUUCGUCAAAGUCAAAGCCAGGAGUGUGGGGGGAGCAUUCUGAACUGUAAAAGCUUUGGGAAUGCCGUGGGUGCCUGUAUGCAAAUAGAAGGGCAGGGGCGUUUUAAUUUCUAUUAUCUUACGUUUCGAGUUUUUUUCCAGGAACAGUAAAAGACUUCUGGAAGAGAAUUGAUUGAUUCUCCAAUGGAUGCAUCAAAUCUACUGAGUGCUAAAAAUAGCUCGGUGGUCAUAUCAAAUAUGGCCAGUGUGCUGAAUAACUGGAUUGGGUUUUGUAUGACGGUAGAAUAAUAAGCUAGUAGACGGGCACUUGUUCUUCUUUUUUUUAUUAUUAUUAUUUGAAUGUUUUUUUGUUUUUGUUUUUUUUUAAGAUAACUGUUUCGUGCUCAGAUGAGCUGUAGCAUAGGAGGACAUAUUUUGCUAAGAUAUAACUGAUUAAUUCUUUGUUUCUUUAAUUCACUGAACGAACACAUUCCUUUGUUUUUUGGUCACUCCUGCAGCUUCACAACCAUCGCCUCUCUUCAGUACACGAAAUGUUGACAGAAAAAUAAAACUAUGAAUUUAAAAAAUAAAAAGAAAAGAUUUGGCCUCAGUUGAUAAGAAAAAAGACUAAAUUCUGCUUAGAAGUUUGUCAGUGCGGCGAUAAAGAAAAUGAAUGCAUGUGUGUGAGGAGUACUGUUUUAACUGAGCAAAAGGGGUCGGGGGGUUGUUGCUGUAUUUUAUACAAUGUAAAUGCUUUCAUACAUGUGGCGACGAGGUCUGUAGAGGCGAUUUCUUUUCGUGUAUGGCUGCGUUUCCCACAUCGUGUCACACACCGUGCAUUCUGCUGCUUUUUCUAUAUUUCACGUAUGAAGAUGACGCCGCUCCUCCGGCUCCCGCAGAGGUGGAAUGGACAUUAUUUAUAGUCACAGCUUGGUUUAUAAAUGGCAUUUUCACAGCUAUAUUUUAUUAUUAUUAUUAUUGUUAUUAUUAUUAUUAUUAUUAUUGCCUGAUCGAUGAAUGCUAACCCAGCAACGCUUUUCAGUUCAGCUAAUGUACAUGCACGAGAUGAGAGCUCUAUCUGUAUAUAGGAGCGACAGCCUUCUGCCCACUUAAUGUCCCAGAAGAAGAGGAUUGUGUAAAUGUAUCUGUAUAUUGUAUAGCUAACACUGUUUGUUUAAAAAAAAGAAAAAAAAAAAGCCUUAUAGUUGUUUAAAAAAGAAAAUAAAUAAAAAAAAGUGCAGCAGCUAAGUACACACCAACCAUGAGGAGGUUUGUUUGGGGACAGAGCUCCACGACGUGACCCGCGACCUCUCCCAGCUGCUCAAACAGCGGAUUUCAAAGGACAAGCGAACCUAGAAUGAGAAAUAACCGAAUUUUUUGUACAACGCAAACGAUCAAAUAAUUGGCUCCGAGCUGAGAUCGGUCAGUUCUGAGCUCUGUCCCCUGCGAUGUGAGGCUCUGUGCCCUUCUAUGCAACUUACCAGGUGUACUGUUAGACCUGUCAUGUAGACUGUAAUCACUGCCUUUUAGACACUGUGAAUUUUUUGGUACCCUAUAUUUUUGUAUAUUGUACAUUAUAAAAGGACAAUAAACCUUGAUGCCAACACAAAA